CAACAAACACUAACAAGCUCGCUGUGCUGAAGGUUGUUUUCAUAUUGGACAUCGUGAGAAAGUGUCUUGAGAAAGAGUCCAAUUUUUCCGCCGGUUUCAUCAAGCACUCCAGCAGAGAGACGUCCUCAGGAAACACAGUGAUUCGUGUGUGCGGCGUGUGUUUGCACACGCGGUAUUACGGUGUGUCUGGUAGUGAAAGAAGAGAAAAAAAAGCGGGGAAAUAGAGGAAAACAUCGUCUCCCCUGACCUUGACCCUUUUAGUGUGAACAUGGAAGGCUCUGACGGUUCUCCACCCCAUUCAAUGUGGAUGGUGCGCGUAGGAGAGCUUUAUCCGAAGCCGACACUUGAGAAGGAGGAGGAGAAAUUGGCGAUUCCCUUCACAGAAUUGGCUGGUGAAGGAGUGAAAUACAUUGGACGUACUUCGGAUGGCGUAUUGGCGCUAUCAAACUAUAGGAUUUUCCUAUUAAAAUCAUCGAGUAGCAGUUUUCAGGAGACAUCAGUGCCACUUGGACUGAUAGAAUCGGCUCAAGCGAGGGAAUUAUUUCAUUUGGUGAUACAUUGCAAAGACGCCAGCACAGUAAAAUGCUCUUUCGAUACCGCCGAGCAGUGCUCUGAGUGGCAGCGACGCAUUUCUCUAUCAGUUGGCGUCCCAGAUAAUCUUGAGUCACUAUUUGCAUUUCCGUUCUAUGCGUGGGCGUCAGAAUCACCUUGUUCUGCAGAUAAUGAAUGGACUGGUCGACUCCAAAAGGCCGGAAACUGUGACGAUGACUUCCGCAAAGAGGUUGAUCGAUUGCAGUUUGAUUUACAAGGCGCUUGGCGAAUAAGCAACGUAAAUGCCGACUUCAAAUUGUGUCCGUCGUAUCCAAGAUACUUUCUCGUACCAUUUUGCAUUUCUGACGAGACACUCCAAAGUGUGGCAAACUUCCGCAGCUCCAGACGGAUUCCUGUGGCUGUGUGGCGACACAAGACAUCGGGGGCCAUUAUAUCGAGAUGCAGUCAACCAGAAGUGGGCUGGCUGGGCUGGCGCAACUCCAAGGAUGAGCAGCUGUUGAAGGCUUUUGUUGAUGCGUGCGCGUUCGAUCGCGGAGAGCAGCAGAGGAAGAAUGGAACGACGGCCCCCGGCAGCGUGUCGUCCGAGAGUGCUCCAUCGAGCCCAGAAGGAAGUCACGAGGAGGUGCGAAUGGAUGAACCAAAGAAGAUUCUCAUUGUCGACGCUCGAUCUUAUACGUCGGCCGUGACUAAUCGAGCUCGUGGCGGUGGCUGCGAGUGUAUCGAAUAUUAUCCCUCCGCGGAGAUUCAGUUUAUGAAUUUGGGUAAUAUUCAUGCCAUUCGCAAGAGUUUUCAUGCCCUGCGACAAUUGUGCGCAUCGCCACCGGAUAUGAACAAUUGGUUAGGAAAUCUAGAGAGGACGGCUUGGCUGCAGCACAUGUCAGGACUUCUGGCAGCAUCUAUGACUGUAUGCCGUACGAUUGAAGUAAAUGGGCGACCUGUUUUAGUUCACUGCUCAGAUGGAUGGGAUCGAACACCUCAGAUUGUUGCUACAGCCCAACUUUGCCUCGAUCCUUACUACCGGACAGUUGAUGGAUUCCGCACUCUCGUGGAGCGCGAGUGGUUGAGCUUUGGACACAAGUUUGCAGAUCGAUGUGGCCAUGGUCCCAAUUCUGAGGAUUUAAAUGAGCGCUGUCCCGUCUUUCUGCAAUGGCUAGACUGUAUUCAUCAGAUUCAUCGUCAGUUUCCGUGUAGUUUCGAAUUCAGUAUGGGAUAUUUAAUAAAAUUGGCACAACAUUCUCACUCGUGCCUCUUCGGUACAUUUCUCUGUAAUACAGUGAAGGAGCGUUUGGAUACUUCGGUAUUUGAGCACACAUUUUCUGUGUGGCCCUUCCUAUCGGGGCCCAUCUACAAGAAUCCCCUCUACAUACCAAAUAGGGACAAGGUCCUCUGGCCAGCCCACAACGUGAGGGAUUUGGCCGUGUGGAGUGAGGUGUACUUGGGCAGUUUGGGUAAUCAAAACUGCGCCGAUCUGCCGCCAUGCGGAAGUGAAGAGGAGGCGGAUUCGAAGAAUGACGAAUCCAUGAGUCCAAUGACAAAGACAAGAUCGUACGGGGACUUGAUAGAGGCUGGUGGCACUCAAGGUGGCAUGACAAGACGAUCCAGUGAUCCAAAUAUGCCUGUUGAAUCACACAUGAUAAAUUCAAUAGAUUUCUCAGCAGAAAAUUCCAUUGACUCUACGUCAGAGCGCAGUAUAUCACCGACACUUAUUACUCAACAUCUUUCAUCAAUUAUACAUGAUACCACACAGAAAUUGGAGUCAAUGACACAGGAGUUGAACUUAUCGGAUGAGGAGCUGGAGCAAAAGAGACAACAGAGGGAUUUUCUGGAGAAAUCUGUUGAGAAUGUGGAUGAAGUGAAUCAGCUGCUGAUUCAAGUGAAUCCCGAGAGUGAGCCCAUUGACGAUGUGGUGGAGAGAGACAAGAAUGGAUAUGAAAGUAACAAUUUCUGCGAUAUGGCCCACGAGGCGUCGCCUUUAGAGGAGACAACACAAGACAAUGUGGACGGGAGUUUAGCAAAUGAUUUCAAUUCAAUGAUGCUUCAAAGCGUCGAUUUGAGAGACACUUCAAUUGAGAAUUGCUCAUCGGUUCAGGUGGAUAAUCAAAAUCCUUGGCAUGGCUCCGUGGAGACCAGUACAGACACUCUUGUUCCAGUUGUUGAACAGCAACCGCUGCCUCAUCGACAAUUCAUCAUAAAUGGAGCCGUGAGUCACGGAAAUUCGGACGAGAUGGAGAAUACAAAUGGUUCAAUGAUGCGAGGCUCUGGGUGUACUAAUGAAAUCACGAUGAUGCCUCAGAUAAUAGGAAGGGUGGUGAAGAAUUUGCCUGAAGUACACAAUAGACAGAGAUUGGCGGCUCUGCAGCAGCAAUAUCCAAUGAUUGACAUUGAUGAGAGUAUCCAUAUUCCUCCGGAGUAUCAAAGAUUAGACUUGACCAAUAUACGCGGAGAUUCGAAUAGUUAUGGCAACGUUUAUACAGCAGCAACCAGUCGACGAAGGAGAAACUCAUCUAACUCAAAGAGUGAUAUCAGUCCCAAGUAUACAAAUGGAAAUAUGUCCCCAAGUGCCACAACAUCAAGAUUCUCAACGCCUGGAGCUCGGUCACUACCAAUGACACCGUCAGGAGUAAUUGAACGACCGAAUGUGGCGAUCUCGUGUCCUGAUGGCCUGGCACAUGCCCUCAGCGAGCAAAACCUGCGUCUUCAGCAAAUUGUGUAUGAACAUAAGUUGCGCGAGGAAGCUCUGCAGAAAGAACUCUACAUCACGCGAUUGGCUCUUCUGAAGCAAACAUGUCAACACUGCAAUAACACCCAAUUUGUGUCAGAAGAACAGAAUACUUUGAAGGAUCUUGUGAUGAAUGAAGAUAUAAAUGUAGUAACGCUUUUCAACAGCAGUCCGGAAGAGCUUUUCAGAAGGUGUUCAGUGAGUCCUUAUAGUUCUGAGGGAAUAAUUUCUAAUUGUGAUUCCGUGAACUCAAUUGUGGAUGCUGUUGAGAAUGCGUCCGUGUGUUCAUGGGAGGCGGUCGAGGAGCGUAGUGGCGCUUCCUCGGCCAGCAUGCCAAGUCAGUCAGCGUCCAGUGUGCUCUGGGUGCCUGAUCAUGCUGUAACCAAAUGUACAGGUUGUGAUAUCGGAUUUUGGCUGGGACGACGGAAGCACCAUUGCCGGUCGUGUGGGCAGAUUUUCUGUGCUGAAUGCUCAGAAUUUUGGGCACCACUGCCCGAUGAACGACUGUAUUCACCUGUUCGACUCUGUGGCCCGUGCUAUCAGGCAGUGACCACGAAAAUACAGCUGCAGCACCAUCAGCAACAGCUGAAUCGUGUUCAGAUGAGCUCAAGUGGCGCUCAGCAACAAGGCGGAGUGUUCAAUUUGUCCAUAGUCAAUCAUAAUUACCAGCCACUGAUGAGUGGGUGCUCCAAAGUGAAGAACGGCGGUGAAUCGACCAUCAACGUGAACAGUAGCAAAUUUAGUGUGAAUAGCGAAGCGACAGUAGUGAGCCCCGUUAUCAGUGCUGUGAGCGGGAGUUGUGCUCCUCCAGCGCCAGCAUCCCUUGAAGACUGCAAACACGCGGCAAAUGGAUCGGCCAGCUGUGAACGAGAUCGGCCACUGAAGGCGCCAACGGCGACCAAUUGAAGCGCUUUCUUGACCUCCCAAAUUGCUCCAUUCUUUGAUUUCCUUUGAAAUUUCGUCAUUUUUUUUUUAAAUAUAUUUAAUAAUUUCACGUGAGGAAGUUCUUGUAAUUUCUCAAUAUUAUCCUUUGGAGUUCUGGAGUGCGGAAGAGAUUAAGUGUGAGUGCGUGUGUGUAUGUGAUGAAGAAAUUACUACAUAUAGAGGACAAAAUUCUGAUUAGGAGUUACAAUGAGAAAUCCAGUGUGUUGUAUAAUAACUUCUUGAAUAUCUCUAUAUAUUUUUAGAGAUUAAGGAAAACAAAGUGUGUAGAUUUGAAAAGGUGUUUUUCACAUUUAAUUAAAAUGUAAUAAGAUUGAUUUUAUUGUGAAGGAAAAGAUAUAUUGCUAGUUUGAUAGAUUUUCAAGGAAGAGAAAACUAUAUUUAUAAAAAGUAAUUAUGAAUUUGUUCUAACGAUUGUUACUAUUUUCCUCAAAGAUGCGACAUAGACGAGUGACCUAUUCUAUCAUGGAUGUAAUAAGAGUAAUACCAAAAUUUAUCCCUAGAACAUAAUAUUCAAUGAGAAAUUGCAAAAGGAUGGAGAAGAAUCAUUCAAAAUUACACAAAUUUUAGCGUGACAGCGAAAGAGACGACUUAGUUUACCGACGGUUCCUGAAUGGACAUUCAAGAGAUGUGGAAAUGUACUGGAAAUUACGAAUUGCGCCAUAGAGAUUAGGACAUUUUUACUUAAAUGUAAAGAAAAAAAAGAAAAGAAUAAUUUCCUACCUUGUUUUAAAACCCUUUUGUAACAAAUCGUGAUCUACUUUCGAUAAUUUAGUAGGUAACAAAAUGAAAAUGCAAAUUUUAGGCGCAAUGAAAUAUUUGGAAAAGACUGGUUGAAGACUUUAAUAGUGAAAAGAAACAAAUAACAGAUGAGAGAGAAAGUAUAUUUAGGUGUAAAAAAAACGCGAUAUUUUCUAUUAAGUUUAUUAUCCAUUUUGUUAUUUUGCCUAUUAUGACUCUGUUUCCGUAUUCUCUUUAUCAUUUACGUGAAUGCAAAAGAGCAAAGAUAAAUUUGGAUUAAAGAUUAAACGAUGAAUGAAAUUUGAA
This is a messenger RNA of Phlebotomus argentipes, 5260 nucleotides long. Its product is annotated as myotubularin-related protein 3. Gene Ontology annotation, biological process: dephosphorylation; regulation of autophagy. The record is from RefSeq and is a predicted model, not a curated record. Gene Ontology annotation, molecular function: protein phosphatase binding; phosphatidylinositol-3,5-bisphosphate 3-phosphatase activity; metal ion binding. The transcript has 15 exons. The coding region runs from base 269 to 4177 and encodes 1302 amino acids. Lineage: Eukaryota; Metazoa; Arthropoda; Insecta; Diptera; Psychodidae.